CAUACGGAUGUGACGUGCCUGGAGGCUGCAAAAACAAUCACCUCACUUCUGUGUGUUAUGGAAGGUUUUAAAAGGUGUAUUGCAUAACUACGAUUUCUGGUCCGAAUUACACCACGUGUGCACGGUAAACUCAGUCUGAGUCUUUAAUACUUUAAAAUAUAAUAUUUUAAAUCGUUGCGACCGAACAUGGCCAAGUCAAAAAAGUCAGCAGACACGGCAGUGAAGACCGAUACAAAGAAAUUGAAGCAGGUGAAGGGUAAAACCCGAGGAUCAGCAAGAGCCAAAAAAGACCAAGAGAAUGGAGAAGAAACGGAGAAGAUUCAGAGAAAAGCCAAGACCAAAUCCCGUCCCUAUAAACCUAUAGCGGAAAGAACCAAAUCCAGCAAAUACUUCCAGGACAAUACUCCAGUGAAGGGGGUACCUGCUGAUGUCAUCCCCGCUUUCAUCAGUACCAGAAAUGACACUGUGAUGUUUCCUAAAAACAAAGAGGAUGAUGAUGACAGUGAGGAGGAUGAUGACAGUGAGGAGGAUGAUGACAGUGAGGAGGAUGAUGACUGGGAGGAAGUGGAAGAGCUGGCUGAGCCGUUGGGGUCAGUAGAGCCAUUAGAGCCAGCCCUUCCCUCACAGCCUGUGGAGAUAGAAAUUGAGACCCCAGACAUCCUUCUCAAAAGGCAGAGAAGGGAGAAGAGGAAGACUGAGUUUGAGACCUACCUGCGACGCAUGAUGAACCGCUUUAACAAAGAUGUGGUUGAGGACACACACAAGGUCCACCUCAUGUGUCUUCUAGCCAAUGGCAUGUUCCGGAACCAGUUGUGCAGUACACCAGACCUGCUAGCUAUCACCUUGUCUCUGUUGCCCACCCACUUCAAUAUGGUGGCCAAGGAACGCAUCGACGCCAAUUACCUCUCUGGCCUGCUUAAGUGGUUUGAGACAACAUUCACUCUAAACCCAAAUCUUUCCUGUGAGGAGAAGCUGGACCCACAGGCCUUACUUGAGAGUAGACUGGGCAGCCUUACCGCUAGAGACCACCAAGAAAUGACACACGAGGGACAGAGAUUGGACACCGGACAAGGAUUUAGGGCCCUGGUGGGCAUUUUAUGGACAAAACAAGUAGUGAGAUGGGUGAAACUGUUUCUGUUGGUGUUGAGGUCAUUACAGCUCUUCUGUCGACUGGUCCUCUCUCUUCAGCCCCUGUCACUCAAGGCCCCAUCAGCCAAGAGCAAGGCAAAGACCUCAGGCAGCCUACCUGGGAAGAGUCCCUCACAGAAGAAACCUGCCAAAGAGAACCGCUCAGAGCACAAAGUCUCUCCAGGGACCAAAAGACCAGCUGCGGGGACAGGCCAAAGAGGGGCGAAGAAGUCAAAAAUUAAGGAGGCGGAUCCAGAAUUAGGUGUUUCGUCGGGACAGAAACCUAAGAACUCCAAGCGCCGCAGCGUCGCUUCGAAGGUAAGCUACAAAGAGGAGAGCAGUGAAGGGGAGGGGCCCAGUGACGGGGACGAGUUCCAACCGACCACUGAGGAGAACAGCGAGGACUCUGAGGGAGCAGCCAAACCCAUCAGAUGCGAGAAAGGGAAAGGAGGCAAGAGCCAGGCCAAGAUGUCAGAUCCACGGCGCGGGGGCGGCAAGAAGAAAGUCAAGAGCGAAGAGGAGGGGGAUGAGGAUUGGGAGGGGGGUGAGGAGGGGGAGGCAGAGGAAGUAAAGGGGGGUAGGAGGAAGGGGGAGAAGGGGGCAGACGAGUGGUUGGAGGUGUACUUGGAAAAGACCGGGUGCUGGGUGUGCGUGGAUGUGAUGCAGGGGGUUGGGCAGCCCCAGCUGUGCGCCAGACAAGCCACCCACCCCAUGACCUAUGUGGUAGCUGUGGACGGGGAUGGUCACCUGAAGGACCUGGGCAGCAAGUACGACCCCACCUGGAUGACCGCCACCAGAAAGAGAAGGGUGGACGAGGAGUGGUGGGAGGAGACGCUAGGGCCCUUCCUCAGUCCUGAAUCCGAGAGGGACAUCCAGGAGGACAAAGAGCUUCAGGCUAGGUUGCUGGAUAAGCCAUUGCCCACAUCUAUAGCAGAGUUCAAAAACCACCCCCUGUACGCCCUUAAGAGACAUCUACUGAAGUAUGAAGCUCUCUACCCCCCCACGGCGGCCACCCUGGGGUACUGCAGGGGAGAGCCAGUCUAUUCCAGGGACUGUAUUCACACGCUACACUCCAGAGACGCCUGGCUGAAAGAGGCCCGAACUGUCCGUCUAGGAGAGGAGCCCUACAAGAUGGUCAGAGGGUUUUCCAAUCGCUCUCGGAAGGCCAGGAUCGCAUCAGAGCAGAAAGAAAAAGAUGACCUGCCUCUGUUUGGUGAAUGGCAGACAGAGGAAUACCAACCACCAGUAGCUGUAGAUGGACGGGUGCCUCGUAAUGACUUUGGCAAUGUGUACCUGUUCAAGCCCUGCAUGCUGCCCUUGGGCUGUGUCCACCUGCGUCUGCCAAACCUGCACAGAGUGGCUAAGAAGCUGGGCAUGGACUGUGCCCUCGCCGUCACUGGCUUUGACUUCCACAGCGGCUACUCUCAUGCUGUAACUGAUGGCUACAUUGUGUGCGAGGAGCACGAGGAGAUCCUUAGAGCAGCUUGGGUGGAAGAUCAAGAGAUCCAAAAACAAAAGGAGAAAGAGAAGCGGGAAAAGAGAGCUCUAUCUAACUGGACUCUGCUAGUGAAGGGCCUGCUGAUCAGGGAGAGACUCCAUAGACGCUAUGGGAAGAAAGGCCCAACAGCCGGAGGAGGCCUGGAGGAACUGAAGAGACAGAAUCGGGAAGGAGAGGAUGGCCUGUCCUCUGAGGAGGAGGGGGAAGGUGGGCCAAACACAGCUGCUGCCACACUGGCACAGGCCUGGCCCCAGAACAGACAGGAGGUGCAGGACAGUGGCACAGGAGCCCCCCCCAAAAAAUCCAAACAAGAGAAAAGAGGCCAGCAGAAGCACCUUUUUCCCUUUGAAAAAUGAGAUUAGGUUUUCAUGGUUUUGUACGGUUGUGUUUUUCAUGUUGACAGAAAAAAUAAAAAGUAGGUCAAAACAAAACUUUUUUGGUAACGC
Esox lucius (northern pike) is the source of this 3072-nucleotide messenger RNA. RefSeq names its product xeroderma pigmentosum, complementation group C (gene xpc). Gene Ontology annotation, cellular component: nucleotide-excision repair factor 2 complex; cytoplasm; nucleus. The record is from RefSeq and is a predicted model, not a curated record. Bases 187 to 2982 code for a protein of 931 amino acids. Lineage: Eukaryota; Metazoa; Chordata; Actinopteri; Esociformes; Esocidae. Gene Ontology annotation, biological process: nucleotide-excision repair; mismatch repair. Gene Ontology annotation, molecular function: damaged DNA binding; single-stranded DNA binding. The transcript has 15 exons.